AAAUUGGAAUGAGGGAUACUAUUUCGCAAUUAGUAGAAAGUCGACUCCCUGAAUAUGUAAUAAGCAUUCUAUAUAAUCUCCUGGAUUCAGUAGCAUACACAUAGCGAGUUUAGGGAGUGAAGAGAGAAGAAAAUCCACAGAUCGACACAGGGGAGGAAAUUCAGAUAUUCGACAAUUGAGAACAAGGCCGAGAAAACACCGAUGAAGCAUUCAAAGGCGACUCGUAUGGCAGCACCUCGCAGCUCUAUUGAUAUUUGGAGUGUGCAAUGUGAGGAUUGCCUGAAGUGGAGGAUAAUACCAACCCAAGAAGAGUACGAGGAAAUCAGAAGAAAAAUAGUCGAAGAUCCAUUUGUCUGCAGUAAAAAAUCCAACAUCUCUUGCAACGAUCCUGCCGAUAUGGAGUAUGAUAACUCACGUGUAUGGGUCAUUGACAAGCCAAAUCUGCCCAAAACCCCUCCGGGAUUCCAUAGAGAUUUGGUGCUAAGGAAAGAUUUUUCAAAACUUGAUUGUUACUAUUUCGCUCCCAAUGGGAGGAAAUUUAGGGCAGGUACUGAAGUUGCAUCAUUUCUGAAAGAAAAUCCAGAGUACAAGGAUUUGUCUACCUCAGAUUUCAGUUUCUCCGUCCCAAAGGUCAUGAUGAACACUGUACCUGUUGAUGCUGUAAAGGUGGAAUCCAGCGGUGGCAGUAAACGAAAAUUUUCAUUUGUAAAAUGAUUCAAGUUGCUGAUUAUUAGAAAUUACCUUGUUAUACUUUGGAUUUGGACCGGUAUUUCUUGAUGUUGUUUGUUGUUGCGUAUUUAAUCUAUCUGUCAAGUUGCGCUUUA
Messenger RNA from Olea europaea var. sylvestris, 824 nucleotides. RefSeq names its product methyl-CpG-binding domain-containing protein 4-like. The transcript has 2 exons. Gene Ontology annotation, molecular function: zinc ion binding; DNA binding. Lineage: Eukaryota; Viridiplantae; Streptophyta; Magnoliopsida; Lamiales; Oleaceae. Bases 202 to 714 code for a protein of 170 amino acids. The record is from RefSeq and is a predicted model, not a curated record.